AUGCCAAGGUUACCAGUUGGUCGAGGUCGUGGUCGAGGUCGUGUUCGAGGCCAAGAAGUUGAUCCAAUUGAUUAUAAUACGAUGAAGGAAGAAUUAUUGAAUGAAAUCCGAGUGAUGAUGGGUCAGAAUAACAUUCAUCAUGAAGAAGGAGACGAGGAAGAAGGGGAUAAUACCAACGAAGAAGGGGAUUAUACCAACCCUUUUGGUAGAGGACGCCGUGAAGGUAGGAUAAUCCAACGUGACGAUUCUGAGCGCUGGAAGGCAGGAAUAAAAGUGGAGGUUCCAGAAUUCUAUGGAGGUUUAGAACCGGAGGAGUUUCUUUCGUGGUUGAACACAGCUGAGGAAGUAUUGGAAUUUAAGGAUGUACCAGAUAACAAACGAGUUCAGCUGGUAGCAACUAUGUUUCGGGGAAGAGCUAAUUCGUGGUGGCAACAACACAAACUACAACGCUCUCGUAAAGGGAAGCAGAAGUUAGUCUCGUGGGAGAAGAUGAAGAAACAUAUGAGAGCAGAAUUUUUACCACACAACUAUAUCAGCUUGAUGUACCAGCAACUACAAAACCUACGCAAGGGAACACGUUCUAUAGACGAGUACACGAAGGAAUUUUAUCGAUUACUUUCUCUUAACGAUUUGUCGGAGUCAGAUGAGCAAAGAGUCGCACGUUAUGUAGGUGGUCUUCCUCAGCAAUAUCAAGAUACACUUAACAUGUUUGACUGUUGUUCUAUAUCGGAUGCACAUCAUAGAGCAAGGCAGGUAGAGAAACAAGUGGGGCGUAGAAGUUCAAUUGGGUGUAAUAAGUGCGGUGAAACUGGGCACAAAGGCACUGACUGUCGCAAAGUAGAACGUGUGAACAAGGUUCUUUUCAAUGAACACAAUCGUGAAGAAGAUGAUUGGGUACCUGAAUAUGAUGAGUAUCCAGAGGAUGACUCUGAACCUAGUGAUGAAGUAGUUACAGGAGAUACAGGAGUGAACUUUGUAGCAAGAAGAAGUUUUCUCACUCCACGUACAGAUGAGGACGACAACUGGUUACGUAAUAAUAUAUUCCAGUCGACAUGUACGAUCGAGGGAAAAGUUUGUCGUUUAGUUAUUGAUCCUGGAAGUUGCGAGAAUAUUAUUGACGAAGAGGUCGUGAAACGGUUUAGGCUGGAAACCAAGGCACAUCCGCAUCCAUAUAAACUUUCUUGGCUUAAAAAAGGGAAUGAGGUGAAAGUAAACAGACGUUGCUUGGUUUCUUUUUCGAUUGGUAACAAAUAUAAAGAUAAAAUAUGGUGUGACAUUACUAGUAUGGAUGCUUGUCACUUGUUGUUGGGACGACCAUGGGAGUUUGACAGGAAAACUAGUCAUGACGGGCAUAAAAAUACCUACAGCUUUUUAUGGAACGACGUACGUAUAGUACUUGUACCCAGCAAAGAAAUUGCACCUAAACCAUCUACCGUACAAACUACCAAUCUCUUGUCAUUUAAGAAGUUUGAAGUUGAGGCAGAAGAUGCAGGAGAACUGUAUGUGUUGAUUAGCAAAGACCAACAGCCGGAUGAAAGUAGUAUCCCUAUUGCAGCUCAACCUUUAAUUAAGGAAUUUAUUGAUGUUUUCCCUAACGAGUUGCCAGACGAGCUACCACCUCUCCGGGAUAUACAACACCAUAUUGAUCUCAUCCCUGGAUCAAGCUUGCAAAACAAAGCGCAUUAUAGAAUGAGUCCUAAGGAGCAUGAAGAACUUCGUCGUCAAGUGGAAGAGUUGUUACCGAAAGGUUUGAUCCGACAGAGCCUAAGUCCUUGUGAUGUACCGGCCUUGUUGAUUCCAAAGAAAGAUGGAACGUGGAGAAUGUGUGUUGACAGUCGAUCCAUCAACAAAAUCACAGUAAAAUACCGUUUUCCAAUUCCUAUAUUGGAUGACCUGCUAGAUCAGUUGUGUGGAGCGAAGGUGUUUAGCAAACUCGACUUGAAGAGUGGGUACCAUCAUAUCAGAAUUCGAGAAGGUGAUGAGUGGAAAACAGCUUUUAAGACUUGA
This is a messenger RNA of Papaver somniferum (opium poppy), 2007 nucleotides long. RefSeq lists its product as uncharacterized. Bases 1 to 2007 code for a protein of 668 amino acids. NCBI's taxonomy places the organism in Eukaryota, Viridiplantae, Streptophyta, Magnoliopsida, Ranunculales, Papaveraceae. Gene Ontology annotation, molecular function: nucleic acid binding; zinc ion binding. The record is from RefSeq and is a predicted model, not a curated record. The transcript is spliced from 2 exons.